AUGGAGGCGGUAGCAGGUGCUCGGACGGCGGAGGAGCUGGCCAUGGCUUUGGAAAGGUCUGGCAGUACAGUGCAGAUCUUGCAGGCCACAUUAGCAGGAGUCAUUCCUACCAUGAUUGGCUGUGGAGCGUGUUUGGUUCUGUCCGCCGGCUAUCUUAGGCGGAAGAGGGAGAAGGGGGUACACAAAGCCCUCUUAUGCGCGGUAGCAGUACUGAGCAUGUCAUCAUGUAUAGUCCUCGCUGUCAACCUCCGCCAACUCUCAACGCAUAUUGACAGUAUGGCUGACGCGUACUACGGCGAUUCCAUCUCCCUGAUCUGUACCUUCUUCCUUACUGCACUAGCUACCCACCUAUCUCGCCUGCUGUUCAUCCACCGGGCAUACGUCCUCACCUCUCGACGUCUCCUCCGCGUCGCCCCCCUCCUCGUUACAGCACAUCUGGCGCUGUUCUCCCAAGUCGGGCUGGACAUCUAUGGCUUGACACAGCCAAAGUGGGACGCAAGGACGGCCGGGGCGGAGCUGGACGCCGUAAAGUCAUGGUGGAGCGCAUUGCUCGGUCCGAGAGCCAAAGUACAGGUGGUCUGGGGUAUGGUCAGCUUUGUGUGUGAUUUGAUGAUCUGCCUAUCCAUCAUUGUUGCUUUACUGCGCAUGCGGACCUUCCUCGAUCGUACAAAGGGCGUAAUCAACCGCUUUGCUAUGAUGAUCACACAGACAAUGCUCCCACCUAUGGUCUUGUCCGCAAUAUACGCCGCCGUCAUCAUCUCCAAUACCCAAGGUCCGGGAUCGUGGUUUCGCAAUAUCGCGGCGCUCCAGGCGGUGUUUUACUGGUUUGCGGUGGUAUGGACGCUACGCACUCGGCGAGACUUUGCCGCUAUGCUUGACCCGCCGACACUGUCGCCGCCGAUACCACAGGGCGCGGCUAUCUAUACCCCAGGCCACUCCCGCCCGCCAACACCGCGCGAUACCAGCCAUACCUUGGCGGAAUGUGGAGGUCUGAGCUCUACCCUUGUUCAUGGGAAGGGGGGAGAAGGAUUAUAUGAUGAGAAGGCAGGUAUAGGGGAGGCGAAGCUAGACGUGGAGAUCAGGCGAGCUCAGAUGACGGGGUCCUAUCAAGGGUUGUCAGAGGAGGCUCGUAACUUGACAAGAGACGAGGCUCUGCGAGGACGAGAACCAGAACUGCUGUACACGUAG
This is a messenger RNA of Dioszegia hungarica, 1188 nucleotides long. RefSeq lists its product as uncharacterized. The coding region runs from base 1 to 1188 and encodes 395 amino acids. The transcript is spliced from 11 exons. NCBI's taxonomy places the organism in Eukaryota, Fungi, Basidiomycota, Tremellomycetes, Tremellales, Bulleribasidiaceae. The record is from RefSeq and is a predicted model, not a curated record.